This is a messenger RNA of Dunckerocampus dactyliophorus (ringed pipefish), 1491 nucleotides long. RefSeq lists its product as uncharacterized. The record is from RefSeq and is a predicted model, not a curated record. The coding region runs from base 128 to 1432 and encodes 434 amino acids. The transcript is spliced from 4 exons. NCBI's taxonomy places the organism in Eukaryota, Metazoa, Chordata, Actinopteri, Syngnathiformes, Syngnathidae.
ACCCCGGAAGUGUACGCCCUACCUGUACAAUCACGUGACAUUAGCCACAGCAUCGUUCCAUCACUUGUUUACUACUAUUUACCGCCUUAAAUCCCAUAUAUUGUGUUGUAAUGUAAACUUGUGAAGAAUGGAGGGCGAUGAACAGCUACGGUCUUUCACGUUUUUGAUGACUUAUAUGCUUCUGAAGCGCCGGAGAGACUUAAACAGCGCGGAAGUUCAGAGGCGCAAUGAGCUCCAGAGGCGCGCCCGACAGCGACAGUACUUCUUCCAGAGACAGAGGAGGAUGAUGAUGAUGAUGAUAGCAGGGGGCGUUCGCUCCAGCGUUCAUAUCCGCACACGCCCCUGGACGACUGUCCUGAGCACGGAUUGGUGGGAGCGCGUAGCGAUGACUGAAUUCCAGCCCUCCGAUUGGCUGGACAAGUUCCGAAUGAGCCGCGAGACCUUCUUCUACAUCUGCAACAAGCUGCGCUCCCGCCUGACCCGCCAGGACACCAGCUUCCGCCUGGCGCUGCCCGUGGAGAAGCGCGUGGCGGUGGCUCUGUGGCGCCUGGCGUCCAAUGUUGAGUACCGCACCAUCAGCGCCCUGUUCGGCGUGGGGAAAUCCACCGUGUGCAAAUGCGUCCGGGACAUGUGUCACAGCAUCGUGGCGCUCCUCAGCGCCGACUACCUGCGCUCGCCCACCAAGCAGGAGCUGGAGGAGUCGGCCCAGCUCUUCUUGUCUCGCUGGGGCUUCCCGCACUGUGCCGCCGCCAUAGCAACGCUCCACACGGCCAUCAUCACGCCCUCCAACAACGCAUCGGACUACGUUAACCCCGCUGGCUGGCUCUCUGUGCUGUCUCAGGUGGCGGUGAACGGCCAAGGGCUGAUCUGGGACGUUUGCGCCUGUUUCCCAGGAGGGACGGAGCCCGCUGACAUCUUACAGAACUCAGCGCUCUGGGCCACAGCCGCGGAGGGUGGACUGUCACAAGCGCCGCCUUCUUUCUUCAUGGGGAAGCAACUCGGCUACGUGCUACUCGGGGAGGCAUGCUACCCUCUCCAGAGCUGGCUCAUGAAGGCCUACGCCGACAAAAGGCCCACCAGGGCGUGCCCCGUGGCGCUGACGGAGCGACAGCAUGUCUUCAACCAGCGACUCCGUAGAGCGCGCCUCGUCUCCCAGGAGGCGCUGCUGAGGCUGAAGGCGCGCUGGCAGUGCCUGAGCAAGAGGAACGACUGCGGCCUGGACGUGGUGCCCACCAUGAUCCUGGCCUGCUGCAUUCUGCACAACGUGUGCGAGGCUCACGGCGACGCCUUCAACGGGGAGUGGCUGGCCGAGGUGACCGAGGCGGAAAGCCCCCAGCCGAGCUACGCAGAGGCCGCCGCCAGCGCCGGCGAACCGACUCAGGCGGAGGAGAUCCGGCAGCUCUUUUGUGACUAUUUUCAACAGACUGGCUGAACUGUCAAUUGAAAACGCUCCCAUACAUUUAUUUACUUGUGGCCCACCGAGAUGCUCUU